AUGAAGUGAGGUUAGUAGAAAAGUGCAGCCAAUAGAUCCCAAACCUGAGUUCACAGGGUUGAUCAAAGAUGAUGAACUCACAGGUCCAAGCCGGUUCACGCUCAGCCUUAUUAGUGGUUCCGAAUCCGAUUUUGAGGCCGAGCCGUGACUCGUUGGUCCGGCUCAAUCGGCCGGGAUCAUGGCCGGGAAACCGCCGGAAAGUGGGUAUGGGCAAGGUCUUUGCGGUGAUAUGGGACCGUUCGGUGAGCAAGAAGACGGGGGACAACGUGAUCACGGUGAAGGCGAAGGCGACGGUUAAGGUGACGGUGGGCGGGGAGUUGACGAACGUUGGGUUGGGCAGAGGGGUGGGUGAUUUAUUGGAGGUGUUGGGGAAAUCGGUGAGGUUGGAGCUUGUCAGUGAAGAGUUGGAUCCUCAAACGGGGCUUGAGAAGCCGACGAUGAAGGGGUAUUUACACAGAAAAAUAGGCCUCAAUGGCUUGGACGUGGUGGAGUAUGAGGGUGAGUUCAAGGUGAGCCCCAGUUUCGGGGCAGUGGGCGCGGUGUUGGUUCGGAAUGAGCACCACAAAGAGAUGUACUUCGAGAGCAUAGUGCUCAAUGGAUUUGAUCAAGGCCCUAUCCAAAUCACAUGCAACUCAUGGGUUCAUGCUCGCAGUGAUAAUCCCGAGGAUAGGGUUUUUUUUUCUGACAAGUCAUAUUUGCCACCGGUGACCCCAGCAGGGUUGAAGAAGCUGAGAGAGAAAGAGCUCGAGACGCUGAGGGGGAAUGGGCAGGGGGAGAGAAAGGAUUUUGAGAGGAUUUAUGACUAUGACAAAUACAACGAUCUUGGCAACCCUGAUGAUGCAGACACUGCAAGGCCUGUCCUUGGUGGCAAAGAUCAUCCAUAUCCUAGGCGUUGUAGGACAGGGCGCCCUAUGACCCGCACAGAUCCUCUGUCAGAAAGUCGACUUAAGAUUUUAGUGGAUUCACCUUAUGUCCCGAGGGAUGAAGCAUUCUCGGAAUUGAAACAGGCACAAUUCGGAUUGAAGACCUUGAAAUCGGUCCUACACGCGCUCAUCCCUGGUGUCGAGGCUUUUGUAGAAGACAAAAACAUGGGCUUCGACUUCUUCACUGAUAUCGAUCUCCUCUUCAAGCAUGGAGUUAAAUUCCAUAAGACAGAUGGGGAAGGUAGCGUACUGAACUCUUUGCUCCUUCCGAGGCUUGUGAAGAAGGCUGUGGAUGGAGGAAGCGAUGUCCUGCAAUUCGAGAUGCCAUCCAUUAUGGAUCGGGACAAGUUUUCUUGGAUGCGAGAUGAGGAAUUUGCACGUCAAACGAUUGCUGGCAUCAACCCGUAUUGCAUUGAAUUGGUUAAGGAAUUUCCCUUUGUGAGCACAUUGGAUCCGAAGAUCUACGGCCCAACUGAAUCUGCAAUAACGAAGGAAAUCAUUGAACGAGAAAUCAAAGGAGUCAUGACAGUUGAAGAGGCGGUGGCGCAGAAGAAGCUGUUUGUUCUAGACUACCACGACAUACUCAUGCCUUACGUGAACAAGGUGCGGGCAUUAGAGGGGACAACCCUCUAUGCGUCCCGGACCGUCUUCUUCCUCACCCACUUAGGCACCCUACAACCGGUGGCCAUUGAGCUUGUAAGGCCACGCUCUGAGACUGAGGAUGCUUGGCGUAAGGUAUUUACACAGGGAAUUGAUCACACGACCGCGUGGCUGUGGAAGUUGGCCAAGUGCCAUGUUGCUGCACAUGACUCUGGCAUGCACCAGCUAGUUUCACACUGGUUGAGGACACACUGUUGCACCGAGCCAUACGUGAUCGCGGCUAACCGUCAACUGAGUGCCAUGCACCCAAUAUAUAGGCUGCUGCAACCCCACUUCCGAUACACAAUGGAGAUCAAUGCCCUGGCUCGGCAGAGCCUGAUCAACGCAGAUGGGAUCAUUGAGUCGUGCUUCUCGCCAAUGAAGUACUCCAUCGAACUUAGCUCUUAUGCUUAUGAUUUGACCUGGCGUUUCGACAAGGAGGCCUUGCCUGCAGAUCUCAUCAAAAGGGGUUUGGCUGAGGAGGAUCCGACUGCGGAGCAUGGCGUAAAGCUUGUGAUUGAGGACUACCCUUUUGCCAACGACGGCCUCCUUAUAUGGUCUGCGAUAAAGCAAUGGGUCACAGACUAUGUCUCCUACUACUACUCUAACCCUGGCUCAGUGCAAUCCGACACUGAGCUCCAGGCUUUUUGGGAAGAAGUGAGAACCAAGGGCCAUGAAGACAAGAAAGAUGAGCCCUGGUGGCCAGUAUUGAAAACCAACGAUGACCUCAUUCAAGUUCUAAGCACCAUAGUUUGGGUGGUUUCUGGCCACCAUGCGGCCGUAAAUUUCGGUCAGUAUCCUUACGGGGGCUACUUCCCGAACCGCCCAACUAUUACUAGGAACAAUUUGCCAGUAGAGAAUGAGAGUUGCGCUGAGUUCAAGAGAUUCCUCGAGAAACCAGAAACAACAUUGUUGUCAAGUUUUCCAUCUCAACUCCAAGCAACAAAGGUGAUGACUAUACUAGAUGUGUUAUCCUCUCACUCUCCAGAGGAGGAGUAUCUGGGAGGUCAGGUGGAGCCUGAAUGGGCCUUAGUGCCAGAAAUUAGGGCAGCUUUUGAGAAGUUUAGUGGUAGGAUGAAGGAGAUAGAGGGUAUCAUAGACCAGAGGAACACUGAUCUUGAAUUGAGGAACCGGACAGGUGCAGGCGUGGUGCCAUAUGAGCUCUUGAAGCCCUUCUCUGAGCCUGGAGUCACUGGAAAGGGUGUUCCAACUAGCAUUUCCAUAUAGAGAUUGAGCUUUUCGUCAUUGAGGUUCAGUUUCUUUCGGUUCGAACCUUUUUAGCCUAGUGAUAUAUGGUACUCGAAAGGGAGAAGGAAUAAGGAAGAGGAAAAUAAAUAAUAAGAAAAUCUAACCAAGGGCUAUAAUCCUUUUCAACUGUACUCUCUAUGGUUGGUGUCUGUUUGCAGUUUGUACUUAGAGUUUCUAGCUAAUGAAUAUGCACUUUACUUGUUACA
Molecule: messenger RNA, 3016 nt
Organism: Amborella trichopoda
Lineage: Eukaryota; Viridiplantae; Streptophyta; Magnoliopsida; Amborellales; Amborellaceae
Product: linoleate 13S-lipoxygenase 2-1, chloroplastic
Biological process (GO): lipid oxidation
Molecular function (GO): protein binding; oxidoreductase activity, acting on single donors with incorporation of molecular oxygen, incorporation of two atoms of oxygen; metal ion binding
Source: RefSeq, a predicted model, not a curated record